GAUUGGAAAAUGGCAAGGCGGCGAAGCCGGUGCGGGGCGAAGGCGGGAAUAGCAAUGGCCGGAGAGCUUUAGUUGAGAUAUUCCUCUCUCCAGAGAUGCUGCCAUGUAAGAAGAGAAGAGCGACGCUGACGGACCCCGAGAAGGAGGAGCUGGGUCUCCCUUCCGACGUCCAGUCCGUUCAAAUGGAGGCUUCCCUCUCAGGUGGGACUAGCCCGCUCGGCAGCUCCGGGCCACACAAGGAAGGGCAGGAAGAUACCAUUUUGAGCGAUAGGAAGGGCCUGCCUAGUCCUCCCGCCGGAAGCCUCCCCUGUUUGUCCCCUGCUCCUGCAGGAGACCAGUCUUCAUUUGAGGAUGAAACAGCGGUGCAGGCUGUUGUUCUGUCGGGAGAGACUUCCCAGAAGGGCUGCUUGGAAGGAUCGGAGCCCUCUUUGAGAAAUGUGAAGCUCUUCCUUAAAGAAGGGGCAGAUCUCUGCUCCCAGGCUCCGGAAGACCGUCAAGACUGCAAGAGUUCUCCAUCCUCAGAGUUCCCUGUGGAUAAGAAGGAAGAGAAACUAGACUGGAAAGCUGGCGACGUCUUGCCGAAACCCGAGGCUGAUUGGGAGGCAGGAGAGGGUCGCCCCGGUGGGAGGGCGCCAAAGGCCGGGCAGAGCGCUGAGUUGCCCCAGGAAGCGAAAGAGGAAGCAGAGGAGACGGGAUGGUUUAUCCCAGUGGAAGAGCAGGAGGAAGGAGGGAAGCGGAAGAAGAGGAAAGCAGUGAAGCGGAAGCGAGAGGGCAAGGGUCCCGAGGGAGGGGAGGAAGGGCCCUUGGCUUGCGACCUCAAACUGGACGACACGCUGGACCGGACUUUGGAAGACGGCGCGAAGCAGCACAACCUGACCGCCGUCAACGUGCGGAACAUCCUCCACGAGGUGAUCACAAACGAGCACGUCGUGGCCAUGAUGAAAGCCGCCAUCAGCGAGACCGAGGACAUCCCCAUGUUUGAGCCCAAAAUGACUCGCUCGAAGCUGAAGGAAGUGGUGGAGAAAGGCGUGGUAAUUCCCACCUGGAAUAUUUCUCCCAUCAAGAAGGCCAAUGAACUCAAGCCUCCUCAGUUUGUGGACAUACCCCUCGAGGAGGAUGAUUCUUCCGACGAAGAGUACCAGCCGGAGGAAGAAGAAGAGGAUGAGACGGCAGAAGAGAGCUUGAUGGAGAGUGACGUGGAAAGCACUGCCUCGUCGCCCCGGGGGGGCAAGCGGUCUCGGUCGGGGCGGUCGUCGGAUGUGAUCGAGACGGACGAGGAGGCUGCCACCCCCUUGGAAGCCGAGAAAGCCGCUACGCCGCCCCUGCAGCGUCACAUCAGUGCCGAGGUUGUGCCCAUGGGGCCGCCCCCACCCCCUAAACCGAAGCAGAGCAAAGACAGCACCUUCAUGGAGAAGCUGCACGCGGUGGACGAAGAGCUGGCCUCCAGCCCCGUGUGCAUGGAGUCCUUCCAGCCCCUGGAGGACAGCUUGAUCGCCCUCCGCACGCGCUCCAAGCGGCCGCUGAAGGACGUCCCUCUCGGCCAGCUGGAGGCCGAGCUCCGGGCUCCAGACAUCACCCCGGACAUGUACGACCCCAACACGGCGGACGACGAAGAGUGGAAACGGUGGCUUAGCGGUCUCAUGAAUGAUGACGUGGGGAACGAAGAUGAGGCGGAUGAUGACGAUGACCCCGAAUACAACUUCCUGGAGGAUCUCGAUGAACCGGACACAGAGGACUUCAGAAAUGACCGUGCCGUUCGGAUCACGAGUCCCGGUGCUUUCAUCUGA
Messenger RNA from Pogona vitticeps (central bearded dragon), 1787 nucleotides. The record is from RefSeq and is a predicted model, not a curated record. Lineage: Eukaryota; Metazoa; Chordata; Lepidosauria; Squamata; Agamidae.